Molecule: messenger RNA, 1482 nt
Organism: Drosophila erecta
Lineage: Eukaryota; Metazoa; Arthropoda; Insecta; Diptera; Drosophilidae
Product: probable serine hydrolase
Exons: 2
Coding region: 307-1341 (344 amino acids)
Source: RefSeq, a predicted model, not a curated record
UAAAACAAAUCUCGAUUAGAGAUUAUUGUUAUCUUCGCUCUCUUAUAGUUGACAAUUCCGCGCCAAAAACCGUACUCUUUAUUUUGGCGUUCUCUUUCAGCCGCUUUUAAAGGUAAAACACCAAUAUUAUAAAUUAGUCGUAGAUCAGCUGUUGUAGCCGAAAGAGGUGCGAUCACUGAAUCGCAGAGUUAUAGAGAAAUCUUUGGUAUUGCUUAGAUACUUAAGAUAACAAGAGGGCCCUCAUUUUUGGAUUUGGGAAACAUUUACAGACGGGCAAGGUUCAGCAAAUCGAUUAAGCCGAUCGAUAUGGGAACUAUUUCUCUAAGCGAUUUCAAGGAGGUUAGAAUACCGGCACCUUGGGGUCAAAUCUCUGGACGUUGGUAUGGCAAUCGAACGGAACGACCGAUCCUGGCGAUUCACGGAUGGCUCGACAAUCUGGGAACCUUCGAUCGGUUGAUACCCCUGCUACCCGACUACAUCGGAGUGCUCUGCAUCGAUCUUCCCGGACAUGGAAGAUCCGCUCACCUUCAACAGGGAAUGCGGUACGCCGUCUACGAUUACAUGUAUGUCAUCCCUCGAGUGAUGAAGGAGUACGGCUGGUCGACGGUCUCGUUAAUGGGUCACUCAUUGGGUGGCAUCUUAAGCUUUAUUUACACGGCAUUGGCACCACAUAUAGUGGACAUGGUCAUCUCCCUGGAUAUAUUAAUGCCCUGGGAACCGGACUCCAAAACGGUUCUGCAAAAUUUGGCCAACAGCAUGGAAAAGCACCUGGUGGAAGAGGACCGUCAGGAGAAGGGUAACAUGCACGAGCCUCCCUCCUACACCCUCGCAGAGCUGACCAAGGUUUUGGCCAAAGGAAGUUAUAACUCGGUGGCCCCAGAGUUUGCCAAACACCUGCUUCACCGGCAGGUGUUGAGAUCGCAACUCUAUCCUGAUAGAUUCUACUUCUCCAGAGAUGGCCGAGUUAAAUACUAUAACCAAAUGCUAAUGCAAUCUGAAGUUCCUGAGGGGCUGGUGAAGCUUAUCCGGAGAAAACCCUACCUGAUCAUAAAAGGGUCAAAUUCUCCAUUUCUGGGAGCUGAUACCGAAAAGGCAAUUGCCAUCUUACGCCGAAACAAUCCGCACUUUGAGUUCUACGAGUUGGAGGGUACCCAUCACGUUCACCUUCAUGCCGCCGAGGAGUGUGCCCGAUACAUAGUGCCCUUCAUCCGACACCACCGACCCCCGGCUCUCACUUCUUGGUCCUUGAGUGGCAAGGAGCAGCAACUAAGUGCCGAGGAAAACCGACGACAGCUAGAAAAAUUCUAUAAAAGGGGAAACACCGAGGGAAGCAAGCUGUGAUGUAGUUUAUAUGAAUCCCUAUGGUAUAAAAUGUUAUACAUGACAUACAUACGUGUAUAUCUCAACAAUUAGUUGAAUGCUAAGUUAUUACAGCUCAGGUAAAAAGCUAUUAGCCCUUAUUAUUAUCAAUAAAACAAGAGU